Messenger RNA from Lactuca virosa, 522 nucleotides. Lineage: Eukaryota; Viridiplantae; Streptophyta; Magnoliopsida; Asterales; Asteraceae. The record is from the annotation of a GenBank genome assembly.
AUGAUGCAAAGCUUCAAUGAGUUCCCAUCAUUCAUGGAGAACAACAACAAGAGUUCUGAUGAAGUCAACUGGUUAAACCACAAUGGACUUAUAAUCAGUGAUGUGGGCCCGUUUUUAAGCUUCCCUAAAGAAUAUGAGCUGCAUACAGCUCUCGAGCCCGCUUUCAUGGGGUCCGCGAAUGAUUCUUUCCAGAAUCUUUCCAUUGGUGAUGAUAGUAAAAGUAAAGCCAAUGGAAUGGUUUUUUACAAUGAGAAUGUGGAAAAUCUUUUGGGAAAUAUGAAUCCUUGUGAUGUAGUGAAAGAGGAAGAAAAGGAAAAUAGUAGAGGGGAAAAACCGUCAAUUGUCAAUAAACGAAGGGGGAAACCGGGUGCUAAACAGAAGGCUAGACCUCGAGACAGACAAUUGAUUCAGGAUCGGCUCAAGGACUUGCGGGAACUUGUUCCAGAUGGAGCAAAGUGUAGCAUUGAUGGUCUGCUGGAUAGAACAGUCAAACACAUGCUCUUUUUAAAAAAAUGUUGGUGA